AUGCCAGUUAAGGCCCUCAAAGCAACAACCGUGGCCAUCAACGGUGUCAAAAGUUUCAUUCUCCCGUGUCAAAAAAUCAAGAUCGAUUACUGUAAUUGGGGAGGCAGCUCGCUUGGGAUUAAACAAUAUAUUCAAUCGAAGAAGUUCCAGAAGUUUGCUCAAGACAACCAGAAUAUCCAGAUCAACCUCCAUCACAGACCAGGCCACCACCCAGUGAUCACCGGGUACUACGCCAACGGGAGAACCAAGCCAAUAUGUGUGAAAAACCUUGACUUGGAGACCAUCGACAAGAAAAUGGAUAUUGUUCGCUCGUCGAGUGGGGAGAUCUUAGGGAAAUACAAGCAUGCCGUCCAGAGUGUCAACGAAAGUGCCAGGGGUAUUUGGUCACCAUUGCACGUCGACCCUAGCCAGAGACACAAGAUUUAA
Saccharomycopsis crataegensis is the source of this 426-nucleotide messenger RNA. It is a transcript of the gene MRPL51, whose product is annotated as mitochondrial 54S ribosomal protein mL43 MRPL51. Gene Ontology annotation, molecular function: structural constituent of ribosome. The record is from RefSeq and is a predicted model, not a curated record. Gene Ontology annotation, cellular component: mitochondrial large ribosomal subunit. Gene Ontology annotation, biological process: mitochondrial translation. Bases 1 to 426 code for a protein of 141 amino acids. Lineage: Eukaryota; Fungi; Ascomycota; Saccharomycetes; Ascoideales; Saccharomycopsidaceae. The transcript has 2 exons.